This is a messenger RNA of Photinus pyralis (common eastern firefly), 5176 nucleotides long. Its product is annotated as gamma-butyrobetaine dioxygenase-like. The transcript is spliced from 7 exons. NCBI's taxonomy places the organism in Eukaryota, Metazoa, Arthropoda, Insecta, Coleoptera, Lampyridae. Gene Ontology annotation, biological process: carnitine biosynthetic process. The record is from RefSeq and is a predicted model, not a curated record. Gene Ontology annotation, molecular function: oxidoreductase activity. Bases 3866 to 5077 code for a protein of 403 amino acids. Gene Ontology annotation, cellular component: mitochondrion.
UUAGGUAGCUUUGUCUAGACGAUCACGUGCCAUGGGGUCAGUUAGUUUGGGAGGGAAAGUUUUGAAUUUAAAUCUUGAGUUGCGCAGUCUCUCGGGACUGGCCUGGGUACAUCACAAGCAUAUUAAAGUUCAAUGUUUCUAAGUGCUCAGUUUUGUCGUUUACUCGAAGAACUAGUAAUGUUACGCUUUGAGUGAUACGGGAGUUUGGCAAAGAUACGGGACCUUGGGGUGUGAUCUGACCACAAGCUGGGCUUUAUCAUUUGGGCUCCUUACUAUAACAAAAGCACAUACACAACCUUGAAUUUUAGCCCACACAACCUUGAAUUUUAGCCCACUCAACGAAGACCAAAACUGUCAAAUAGGGGAAACAUUCCGUGUAAAAGUAAACGUUGGCAUAGUCAUUGUAGGUUAAGAUGUCUUAAACAGCAUACUAUUAGGUCUUUGUUUUUCGUAAAGAACUCGAAAGUUAUUAAACUUGACCAUUAAUUUUAAAACACCCUGUUGAAGAUCGUUCAAAAUUUAAAUCAUUUGCAAGUGGCAUCACGUAUUGUUGAUUUUGGAAGACUUUUUGAAAUUCGAAUCGACGGAGCCAUAGGUACAGGCAGUGGCGAAUUUAGGAUCUGGUCUAGGGAGAGGCGCAAUAAAUUUUUAAAGUGAAUAUAUUUUUAAAACACAUUUAUUAUACGUAUAAAAAUAGAACUAAAAAAGAACAAACCAGAAAAUGUCUAAAUGACAAAGUCGAGCUUUCUUUUUGUAUGUGCAAAUGGAUUUUUUUCAUCAUUCCACGAAAAUUGUCCAAUAGGCAUUCUUGCAAGGCAUUCUGCGCGGGUACACCAUCUUGUUGAAACCAACAGUUUCCAACUUUGUUUUCUUUUGUGUGCCGUACAUCUGGGACACAGGCAUUGAAACGGUCUAUAAUUUUACCUUUGUUUAAAAAGAGUGACACAGAGGAUGUUUCAAAUUAUAGGCCGAUAUCAAUACUUCCCAUUUUGAGGUCAAUAAUAUUUUUAAUAAUGCACAACACGGUUUUAGAUCAAAAAAGUCAACGACGGACGCCCUUGUAGAUCUAUCUAGUAAAAUCUUAAAAACAUUUAAUGAAAAUAAUUAUACAACAGCAACUUUUCUAGAUUUAAGCAAAGCUUUUGAUUGUGUAAAUCAUCAGAUCUUGUUAAAUAACUUGAAAGCAUAUAAUUUUGAUGCAAUUUCCAUUAAACUCAUGCAAUCAUAUCUCGAAGAACGUUCUCAAACUGUUAGAUAUAACGGUUUAUUCUCAAAAGAAAUAUGUGUACAGUCUGGUGUUCCACAAGGUUCCAUUUUAGGGCAUGUGCUUUUCUUAAUUUAUAUAAAUGACUUGCCUUCUACAGUUAAUGGUCAUUUCAUAUUAUAUGCCGAUGACACUACAAUACUAAGCUCUGGUUCUGGUCUAGAAAUAACAAAUAUAAGAAGUAUAGAUCUUCAAGGGCAGUCCAAGUCUUGUUUCCACUUGAACAAGUUGUCUCUAAAUGAAGACAAAACUGAAGUUUUAACUUUUACGAUGAGAAGGGACAGUGAUGUAAUUAACCAAAGGCCAUAUUGGCGAGCUCUCCCCAAAACUGAACAGAACUGUGUUCUUACUCCGUAAUUUAACAAACCAUGUUUUUCCGGAAGUUACGCGCACUGCGUACUUCGGAUUAAUCCAUGCCAUAAUGAAUUAUGGUAUUUUAAUAUGGGGUCACUGCUCCUCUGUCUCUAGAAUCUUUAAAAUACAAAGAAGAGUGGUUAGAAUAUUGGCUAACCUAGACUAUCAAUCUGAUUGCAGGCAAACCUUCACAGAUUUGAAAAUAUUAAUCUUACCCUCACUUUACAUAUAUACCUGUAUGAUUUAUAUGAAAAGUAAUUGCCAAAAAUUUGAAUGCCACUCGGACUUUCACAAUUACGAUACGCGAAAUAUGCAUAAUUACGUACCUAUUUAUUUACGUCUUAAAAAAAGUCAGUACGGCCCUAAUUUUUUAGCCAUAAAAUUUUUUAAUAUGUUGCCCACCGCUCUCAAUCAUUUCAAUGAAAUGGAGUUUAAAUCUAAAAUUAAAUCAUAUCUAAUAAAUAAGGCUUUCACUAGAAGAAUUUUUGACGAAUAAAUGUUGUGAUAUAAUGGAAUAGUUUGUAUAAUUAUUAUGUUUGUUUGUAAUUUAUUAUAUUCGUUUGUCUCUUACAUUGCAUACUUAAAAGGACACCAUGUGUAAAACAUCAAUAAAUAUUAUUAUUAUUAUAGCUGCACUUCAUCCCCAAGUUGUUCUAACGACGGGUUACCCGUACUCAUUUUAUUAUUAACGCCAUUCUAACCACUCUUCUUUGUAUUUUAAAGAUUCUAGAGACAGAGGAGCAGUGACCCCAUAUUAAUGAUCAAUAAAAUACGAUGGCCUGAAGAGCAUUAGGUGUUAAAAUAUUUAAGUUUAAAUUUGAUAAUUUUUUUCACUAAAACUAUUUCUUAGGUCAGUUAUUAAAUGAUCCAGAAUUGGAAUAUAUAUGUCGUAGGCAUUUUGUAAAAUCCGUCAUUUUAUAAAAUGCCUAGGCAGUUUAUAAAACGCGGGCAGUGUACUUUCUAGAGGUAAGCGAUUGGUUCCCUUCCUCUUCAAGAGCGAUCCCUUACGCAUCUAGAAGGGGAAGGAAAACUACCCCAACCCCACAGGUCCGCAUUUCACGAAAUGACUCCGCAAUUUAGAAAUGACGGAUUUUACAAAAUGCCUACGACAUAAAACUGCCUAGGCAUUUUAUAAAAUGACGGAUUUUACAAAAUGCCUACGGCAUAUAUACCGCGCCUGGGUACAGGGAAAUGUAUCAAACGACGUAGAUUUUUAUGUAUAUUUCGAAAAUGCAAUAAAAUAUAGGGUUAAAAUCUCAGUUAAAAUAAGAAAGUUUCUAUCUCGGUUUCUAUCCACAUCCGGCUAAACCGAAAGUGAAAUGAUCAUGAUAAUACGAGUUUACUUCGAUAGAUCAUAAAAACUAUGUUGUACCUAUGCAAAUUUUCAGAUCGAGAGCCUUUAAUUCGAGAAUCAGUUGUUUGAGUUCAGAUAGAUACUUCCCUUUUAGAUACACAUUUAUCACAAUGAUACAGAAUAUUGCUAUGGACCACCGUUUGCGAAUUAUUUACGAAAACCAAAAAGGUACCUUUACACCCCCUCACCCGUUAGCUUCACUCCCAUUCAUCGUCUUCACCUACAACUAUAUACCAACAUUCAAUUUUACACGGAUGAUUCCCCUAUUUUUCUUUCGUUGAGUGGGCUAUUUGUGCAAAAAAGGUUUUGAAGAUUUUUAUUUUUUAAAGUCAACGGCAAUAUCCUUAAUCCAAUUAAUUUUUUGGUUAUUUGAUAUUCAUAGUUUCGUUGCCAAGAGGAAAAUGUGACUACAAAUUAAUUCACAGUUUCAAUUGGCAGCAGCUUAUUGUUAGGCCAAAAAUUAUUUUAAUCAUGGUCAAUUUUAGCAUUUUGACAAUUGUGUUCCAAGUAGUUGACGCAUCCGUUGAUGGUAAUGUGACAAUUAUGUUGUAGAAAUCUGCAUAAAUGACCAUACGUGAUUUCUCAAAAUCAAGACGCGUAAAUAACUACUUAACACACACAACAUAAAUGCAUUUAACAUAUUUUGUGCAUUAGGUUGCAAAAUUUUAACCAAGUUGCUAAUAUGCAAAGUAAGUUCAUAUCAGAGUUAAGGUUAUCUUCCAAAUAAAUAGUGACGCAAUUUCGGGUUAGAAAAUUAUUUCUUGCGUGGUUACUUAAAUACAGUAGGUAACCCAUUAGGAAGUCUAAUAGCAAACAGAGAAUUGGUCAAACUGGUCAUUAAUAUUGAUACCUUUGUUAAAAAAAAAACAAGUGUACCUACCGAACAGUACGCAAUGUAUCGAACAUCGUUAGCAACAAAAUUGAAAUUAUUUAGUCGAUUUGUCAGAAAGUUUAGCUUCGUUUGUGUGUCUGAAAAUCAAGAAAACUUGAUCGUUGAUGUAGGAAAGGGAAAGGAAGUCUUUCCACUUGUAUGGCUACGGGACAACUGCAGAUGCCCGUCUUGUUUUCACAAAAGUUCGACCUCCAGGAUAAUUAAUUGGGUGGAUUUUAAUGUAUCUCCCAAGGCAACAUCUGUACAAACGACAUCGGAUGGGAAUAUAGUAUUGCAAUGGAAUGACAAACAUAUAUCAACAUUCAGUUUGGAUUGGUUAAAAAAACGCAGUUUCAAAGAAGACGCACAACAAUUAUACUUACACGACAAUUAUAGACCAACCAAGGUUCCUUGGAGUUGUGAAACUUUUGAGAGCAUUAAAAAAACAUAUGAGUAUGAAGACCUUUUAAAAAGUGAUGAGGUUCUUUACAACUGGCUGUUCGAUUAUGCCCGUUAUGGGAUUGUUUUCAUUAAUAACGUUCCGGACGAGAAACAUGCAGCAGCCAAGCUUUGCAAAAGAAUUGGAGUUAUUAAAUCAACACAUUAUGAGGAAGAAUUUAAAAUAAAACAUAUCCCGGGAACCUCUAACGUUGCAUAUCUGUCCGAUGCGCUUCAACUCCACACCGACUUGCCAUAUUACGACUAUGUGCCUGGGGUUACCAUACUUCAUUGUUUGAUACAAACGGAUGGCGAAGGCGGAGAUAAUUUGUUGGUUGAUGGCUUAUAUGUAGCUGAAAAGUUGCGUCAAGAGAAUCAGGAAGCAUUUGAUCUCUUAAGCAGUGUUGAUGUAAAUUGGCAAGAUAUUGGAAGCGAACAUGGAGAGAAGUACCACACAAUUCUUCGCUGCCCUGUCAUAAAGUUAGACAUUCAUGGAAAUGUGGAUAAAAUUCGGCAGUCUGGGCCACAAAGGGAUUCUCAUUUCACGGUGAAUUUAAAAAAGGUUAAACCGUGGUAUGAGGCUAUGAAGGUAUUCCAGAAAUCAAUUACGAGCGAAAGCAUCAAAUUGAAAUUACGCCCCGGUGAAAUAUUGGCGAUUGAUAACGUUAGAUUGAUACACGGUCGAUCGUCUUAUAGUGAUAGCGCAAACAAAAAACGUCUAAUUAUCGGAAUACAUUUGGACUGGGAUGAUCUUUUCUCAAGAAUGAGGGCAUUAAAGCGGAAAAUUGAUGCUUGAUGUUCCAUUGCAAGUUAUGUUAGGUCGUCUCUAGUUUGGAAAUAAGUGUGACUACAUUAUAUUACAGGACAUGUGUGAAUAAAUCAAUUACGUACUCGA